Messenger RNA from Leptonychotes weddellii (Weddell seal), 1035 nucleotides. Lineage: Eukaryota; Metazoa; Chordata; Mammalia; Carnivora; Phocidae. The record is from RefSeq and is a predicted model, not a curated record.
AUGGCACAGCUGCUGGGGAAAGCGACUACUCUUGGUCUUAAAUUUUCUUCCUGGGCCUUUCAGAUUCAACCAUUGUAUGAACAUCUUCAUGCUUAUGUGAGGGCAAAGCUGAUGGACACCUACCCUUCCCAUAUCAGCCCAACUGGAUGCCUCCCGGCCCAUUUGCUUGGCGAUAUGUGGGGUAGAUUUUGGACAAACCUGUACCCUCUGACAGUCCCCUUCGGACAGAAACCAAACAUAGAUGUUACUGAUACAAUGGUGAACCAGAGCUGGGAUGCAAGGAGGAUAUUUGAGGAGGCUGAGAAAUUCUUUGUGUCUAUUGGCCUUCCCAACAUGACUCAAGGAUUCUGGGAAAACUCCAUGCUAACAGAGCCAGGCGACAGCCGGAAAGUGGUCUGCCACCCCACAGCUUGGGACCUAGGGAAGCAUGACUUCAGGAUCAAGAUGUGCACAAAGGUGACGAUGGAUGACUUCCUGACAGCCCAUCAUGAGAUGGGACACAUCCAGUAUGACAUGGUAUAUGCUGCACAACCCUUCCUGCUAAGAAAUGGAGCUAAUGAAGGGUUCCAUGAAGCUGUUGGGGAAAUCAUGUCACUUUCUGCAGCUACACCGAAGCAUUUGAAAAACAUUGGUCUUUUGCCACCUGGUUUUUCUGAAGACAAUGAAACAGACAUAAACUUCCUAUUCAAACAAGCACUUACAAUUGUUGGAACUCUACCAUUUACUUACAUGUUAGAAAAGUGGAGAUGGAUGGUCUUUAAGGGUGAAAUUCCCAAAGAGCAGUGGAUAAAAAAAUGGUGGGAGAUGAAGCGAGACUUAGUCGGGGUGGUGGAACCCUUGCCCCAUGAUGAAACAUACUGUGACCCUGCAUCUCUGUUCCAUGUUGCUAAUGAUUACUCAUUCAUCAGAUACUAUACAAGGACCAUUUAUCAAUUCCAGUUUCAAGAAGCCCUUUGUCAAAUAGCUAAACAUGAAGGUCCCCUACACAAAUGUGAUAUCUCCAAUUCCAGUGAAGCCGGGCAGAAGCUGCUGUAA